GACCAGAGACAGGGAGACUGACAACCAGUUUUGACAAACAUUUGGGUAGUUCCAUCCAAGACCUAAUUUCUGAAAACAUGUCUGGAAAAAUGCAAAAGGAUGUUCUCUGUGACAUGUGUACAGAGGAGGACAGGAAACCAGCAACAAAGACGUGCAUGAAGUGUGAGAUCUCCAUGUGUGUCCAGCACCUCCAGGCCCACCUGACCACACCUGUGUUACUGCAGACUCAUCCUCUGACUGAACCCAUGGAUUUAUGUGGGAACACCAAAUGUUCUCAGCACGGCAAGCUCCUGGAGUACUACUGCUUGGACGACAUGACCUGUGUGUGUGUUUCCUGCGCCAUUGAGGACCAGCACCGCCUACACAAUAUGAAGACCUUCUCCACAGCCCACAAAGAGCUCCUGGAGAAGCUGAAAGCUGAGCAGCUGAUCUUACAGGAGAAAACAGACGAUGAGAAUGUGAGUCUGGAAAAGUGGGAGAAGAGUGAAAGAGAGAAGCUGGGUCGCUGCAGUGUGCGUCUGAUUGAGGCUGUGACUAAGCUGCGUGACAUCUCUCUGACCAGCGUCCAGAGCUCAGUCUCUGCUCGCCUGGGGCCCAUCAAAACCAGCAAGAGCAGCCUGGAAGCAGCACAGAAGGAGAAGGACACCUUCAGAUUCCUGCAGAUGUAUUCUCAGGUGCAUCAGGAUGUGGAGAAGGCCAAGACUGUGGAUCUGAGAAAAGGGCUGGAGCCGGGCAGCCAUCGGGACAAACUGGUUGAGGAGAUAAGACAGAAUGGGGAGAAGAUGGUGAAGCAAGCGUCUCAGUUCUGGGGAUCAUUGCUGACUCUGGUUGAUCCUGAACACCACCAGGAGCUUGUUCCCACUGGUUCAGACCUGAUCUUUGAGCCACAGUCUCUGGAUCCAGACGUGUUACUGUCCACUGACAACAGGAAGGUUCUCUGCACUGAUUGGACGGCAUUUUAUUCUUCCAACUUGUUCCUCAUUGAGAGUACACUUCCUGUUCCUAACUUUAAGAGAUGGGUGAUCAGCAUUUCCAAAGACUGUGACUGGACCAUCGGUUUAUGUGACAACACUUAUGGAAACUAUAUGACAGAUGGACAAGUCUAUGGCCUACGCUGCCAAGAGGACAGAAAACCAGCAAAGAAGACGUGCAUGAAGUGUGAGAUCUCCAUGUGUGUCCAGCACCUCCAGGCCCACCUGACCACACCUGUGUUACUGCAGACUCAUCCUCUGGCACUAUCUAGCAUCCCGGUAUUUAUUUGUCGCUAGUAGUAACUGCAAUUGACCAAUCAUGUUUUCCGAGCUGUUCAGGUAGCAUUAGUCAAAAAAA
Molecule: messenger RNA, 1329 nt
Organism: Oreochromis aureus
Lineage: Eukaryota; Metazoa; Chordata; Actinopteri; Cichliformes; Cichlidae
Product: tripartite motif-containing protein 16-like
Exons: 2
Coding region: 78-1268 (396 amino acids)
Molecular function (GO): zinc ion binding
Source: RefSeq, a predicted model, not a curated record